CCUAUGCCAGAAAGGAGCGCGGGGAGGACUGCGUUUCCCAGAGUGCAGCGGGGGUCGCGAGGGAAGGUAGGGGGGAAGGGACAGUCGGUCGCCGACCGCGCUGGGUUGCCGCCGCCGCUGCCGCCAUCGUGCCAGCCCCUCGGGUUUCAACGAGGCUGGGAGACGCUCCAGAAUGGGAGACAAGCCAAUUUGGGAGCAGAUUGGAUCCAGCUUCAUUCAACAUUACUACCAGUUAUUUGAUAACGACAGAACCCAACUAGGCGCAAUUUACAUUGACGCAUCAUGCCUUACGUGGGAAGGACAGCAAUUCCAGGGGAAAGCUGCCAUUGUGGAGAAGUUGUCUAGCCUUCCGUUCCAGAAAAUCCAGCACAGCAUCACGGCACAGGACCACCAGCCCACGCCAGAUAGCUGCAUCCUCAGCAUGGUUGUGGGCCAGCUUAAGGCCGAUGAAGACCCCAUCAUGGGGUUCCACCAGAUGUUCCUAUUGAAGAACAUCAAUGAUGCUUGGGUUUGCACCAAUGACAUGUUCAGGCUUGCCCUGCACAACUUCGGCUGACCUCCUCCCAGCCAGGCACUCAUGCUGUUUCCUCCUCCCUCCUCUUCCAGAUACUAUUCACACUCCUCCAGAUGCUCCAAAUAUCAUACACAAACGAGCAGGACCGAGGUGGGAGCGGGCGCAGUGCGCUGCUGCUACCUAGGUAUUGUGCAUGAUGUUUGGACGCUAGACUAGUUACAUCUGACAGGAGAAGUUUGUGUUGUACCAGCGCAUGCCUUGGAAAGACUUAAUGCAAAAGGUUGUCUUUUUUUUUUUUUUUUUUUUUUUUUUAAUCUACUGACAAGUUGCUCUAGUAACCCAAAGAAGUGAAGGAGAAAGCAGCUGCCUCACCGUCCAGAUAUUGAUUUGUUCAGAUGUUUCAAUGCCUCAUGAUACAAUAAAACCACAAAAAUUUUCUUAACAGUU
This is a messenger RNA of Pipistrellus kuhlii (Kuhl's pipistrelle), 961 nucleotides long. It is a transcript of the gene NUTF2, whose product is annotated as nuclear transport factor 2. Gene Ontology annotation, biological process: protein import into nucleus. Lineage: Eukaryota; Metazoa; Chordata; Mammalia; Chiroptera; Vespertilionidae. The transcript has 5 exons. The coding region runs from base 173 to 556 and encodes 127 amino acids. The record is from RefSeq and is a predicted model, not a curated record. Gene Ontology annotation, cellular component: nuclear pore central transport channel.